Messenger RNA from Thunnus maccoyii (southern bluefin tuna), 5017 nucleotides. RefSeq names its product scavenger receptor cysteine-rich type 1 protein M130-like. NCBI's taxonomy places the organism in Eukaryota, Metazoa, Chordata, Actinopteri, Scombriformes, Scombridae. The record is from RefSeq and is a predicted model, not a curated record. The transcript is spliced from 19 exons. Gene Ontology annotation, cellular component: membrane. The coding region runs from base 224 to 3829 and encodes 1201 amino acids.
UAGUCCCAGUGAUUUAUAAGUGUCCAGGAGCCACUGCUCAUGUAUCGCAGAAGAAAAAGAAGAAUAUCAGCAGAAAAAUGUAAGCAGAAAUGAGAGCAAGCAGAAAAGCAUCUGCACUCUGCACUGUGAGAAAGCAGGCAGCAGAAGAAGAUAAGAGGAGAUAAGAGGAAACAGAACAUGUUAUUAGCAGAGGAGAGCUGGUGAGUCCGUCAUAGUUGGACAGAUGGUCUACCUAGUCAUGGAUCACCUGCUGAUGGUGUUGGUGUUGCUGUGGAGCUCAGGACUCCAGGCUGAAGAUAAACACCAAUCAAUGGGUUUUCAGUGUGAGAGCACAGUCAAGGCUGACAUCAUGCUGUUGGUCGAGAUCUACGAGAGCACUGGCCUUGAAGACUAUAGAAACAUUAAAUCCUUUUUAACUCAAAUAGUUAGCAUCUUCGACAUCGGCCCUGACAAAGUCCAGAUAGGUCUGUAUCAGUACAACUCCGACUCAACAAUUGACUGGCACCUGAACACCCACCUGACCAAACAAUCCCUGCUGAAGGCCAUAGACAACCUGCAACAGAGAGAAAGUCGCUCCAUCUUAGGAAGAACUCUGAACCUCGUCCUGAAUUACAACUUUAAAUCCGAAUUUGGGAUGCGUGCAGAAUCCCAAAAGAUUGGUAUCCUGAUUAGUGAUGCAGACGCCAAGGAUUUAUUUCAGGAUUCACAGGUCCCGAGAGACUCCAGCAUUGAGGUCUACACUAUUGGUGUGAAGAAUGUAAAUGAGACUCAGCUGAGGGCCAUCGCCUCAGAUCCCCAUGAAAUUCACAUGUACAGUGUCAGCGACUUGUCGUUCCUUCUGGACAUUGUUGACAACCUCACCAUCAACCUCUGUAACAGUGCCUCAGUCCCUGUCAGAUUGGUGAGUGGGACUAGUCUGUGUUCAGGCAGACUGGAGGUGAAGUCUGAGCAGUCGUGGUUCUCAAUGUGUGAAGCUGAUUUUGACCAGCAGGAUGCACAGGUGGCCUGUAGGGAGCUUGGUUGUGGGCCUCCUUCAGUCCUCCAGGGGCUGCUCUAUGAAGAAGUGAUCGAGGCCCCAAUGUGGACCAAAGAGUUGCGGUGUGGAGGCCAUGAGUCAUCUCUCCUGCACUGUGGAAGAUCAGACUCAGUUAGAAGCACCUGCUCAUCCGGCAAAGCUGUUGGACUCACUUGCUUAGUGCAUGUUAGGUUGGUGGGAGGAGCCAGGCGCUGUGCAGGUACACUGGAGGUGAAACAGGGAGAGUGGAGACCAGUGAGCACCUCUUUCUCGAUCUUGAAGGAUGCAACUGUAGCCUGUACAGCUCUCGACUGUGGCUCUGCUGUUUCAGUGGGAAAUAGAAAAGAGCCCUCAGACAGAUCUGUAUGGAUCAUCAGUAGUGAGUGUGCUCAUUCUGGAUCUGCACUGUGGGACUGUGCAACAUCAUCGCUGUCUUCUUCCAUCGUGGAACUCACCUGCUCAGAAUCUGUCAGGCUGGUGAGUGGGACUAGUCUGUGUUCAGGCAGACUGGAGGUGAAGUCUGAGCAGUCGUGGUUCACAGUGUGUGAAGCUGACUUUGACCAGCAGGAUGCAGAGGUUGUCUGUCGGGAGCUUGGCUGUGGGCCUCCUUCAGUCCUCCAGGGGCCCCUGUAUGUAGAAGUGAAGGGUCCAAUGUGGGCCAAAGAGUUCCAGUGUGGGGGCCAUGAGUCAUCUCUCCUGGACUGUGGAAGAUCAGACUCAGCUAGAAGGACCUGCUCACCUGGCAAAGCUGUUGGACUCACCUGCUCAGAGCCUUUCAGAUUGGUGGGAAGAGCCAGUCGUUGUGCAGGUACACUGGAGUUGAAACAAAUAGUGGAGAAUAGUGGAGUAGAGUGGAAACCAGUGAGUGAGUACUUCUGGACCCUGAAGGAAGCAGCUGUAGUCUGCAGAGCUCUGAACUGUGGCCCUGCUGUUUCAGUAGGAGGGAGAAAGGAGCCCUCAGACAAAGCUGCAUUUAUCAUCAUUCCUAACUGUGUUGAGUCUGGAUCUGCACUGAGAGAUUGUACAUAUUUAUCAUCAUUUUCCUCCGUCGUGGAGAUCACAUGCUCAGACCCUGUCAGGCUGGUGAUUGGGACUAGUCUGUGUUCAGGCAGACUGGAGGUGAAGUCUGAGCAGUCGUGGUUCUCAGUGUGUGAAGCUGACUUUGACCAGCAGGAUGCAAAGGUGGUCUGUAGGGAGCUUGGCUGUGGGACUCCUUCAGUCCUCCAGGGGGUGCUCUAUGAGGAGGUGGAGGCUCCAAUGUGGACCAAAGAGUUCCAGUGUAGAGGCCAUGAGUCAUCUCUCCUGAACUGUGGAAGAUCAGAUUCAGCUAGAAGCACCUGCUCAUCUGGCAAAGCUGUUGGACUCACCUGCUCAGAGCCUGUCAGGUUGGUGGGAGGAGCCAGUAGCUGUGCAGGUACACUGGAAGUGAAAAAAGUAGAGUGGAGACCAGUGAGUGAGUUCUUCUGGACCCUGAAGAGAGCAGCUGUAGUCUGCAGAGCUCUGAAUUGUGGCUCUGCUGUUUCAACGGGAGAGAGAAAGGAGCCCUCAGGAAUAUCUAAAUGGCUCAUCCCACCUGAAUGUGUUGAGUCUGCAUCUGGACUGAGUGACUGUGCAUCAUCAUCGUCGUUUCCGUCCUCCAUCUUGGAGAUCACAUGCUCAGAAUCUGUCAGGCUGGUGAGUGGGACUAGUUUGUGUUCAGGCAGACUGGAGGUGAAGUCUGAGCAGUCGUGGUUCUCAGUGUGUGAAGCUGACUUUGACCAGUGGGAUGCAGAGGUUGUCUGUCGGGAACUCAACUGUGGGACUCCUUCAGUCCUCCAGGGGGUGCUCUAUGAAGAAGCGGAGGCUCCAAUGUGGACCAAAGAGUUCCAGUGUAGAGGCCAUGAGUCAUCUCUCCUGGACUGUGGAAUAUCAGACUCAGCUAGAAGGACCUGUUCACCUAGCAAAGCUGUUAGACUCACUUGCUCAGAGCCUGUCAGGUUGAUGGGAGGAGCCAGUCGCUGUGCAGGUACACUGGAGGUGAAACAAGUAGUGUGGAGACCAGUGAGCAGCGAUCAAUGGACCCUGAAGGAAGCAACUCUAGCCUGUAGAGCUCUAGACUGUGGCUCUGCUGUUUCAACAGGAAGUAGAAAUAAUACCUCAGGCAGAUAUAUUUGGCUGAUCAAACCUGAGUGUGUUCAGUCUGGAUCUGCACUGAGGGACUGUGCAACAUUAAAGUUUGCUUCCUCCAUCAUCAUGGAGCUCACCUGCUCAGAUCUCCUGGUUCAGCCAAUCAUCUCUCUGUCUUCUACCAUGGGUGGGGUCUCUGACGCCAAGCAGCAGGGGUUUUGGGUGCACCAGGGUUCCAACUUCACCAUAAGCUGCUCCAUCCAACCUCAGUACCUAGGAGGAUCCUUCCAGCUCACCUUCACCUCCUCCGACACGACACACAACUACACCCAGCUAGCUGUCAAUCACUUUGCUGACUUCCUGUUUACUGCUGCAGACCCCACCCACCAAGGAAACUACAGCUGUGUUUAUAACAUCUAUGUUUUUUCUCAUAACUUCUCCUCUGAGAGCCGUGUGCUCUUUCUCACUGUCCAAGAUCCAACAGACCACAUAAUCAGACUGGUUGUCCUGCUAGUGACUCUGCCUUUGGUCGUCACUGCCAUCUUUUUCAUCUUCAAGGCCAACAGGGGGCAGAAGUCGGGCCCACAGGAGAACAUUGAACUGGAUUCUUAUAACCUUGGUGUUCCCAGAGCUGAAGGAGAGCCAGUUGAAGAGGAAAGAGCCCAGGGAGCAGAGUUGGACCCCCAAGGGGCCACACAAACCCACUGAUGAAGAAAAUCAUCUUUGGUUUCAUCUCUCCUCUCAGUCUGAGUCAGGUUUUUGCGACACAGUAUGGCGAGGAAUGAUGUCACUCACUGCCAAAAUAAUAGUGAAGUAGUGAGACCUUUCUUAAGACCACUAAAAGAAGAGCAGAGAGGAGAUCUGAUUGGACCAUUUGUAACAUAAUUAUCUGUAUAUAGUUAUAUUUUGUCAUCAUUAACCUCUCUCAGGUGAACAGCUGUAACUUUUUUUUACCUAAAGAUUUUCGUGAAUCCAGAGUCUGGAGUUUGGAGUCUUAUGGUCUCAUCUGGAUAAAUGUUGAGUCAAGAAAUCAUUUAAAAAUCCACCCAGUUGUUUGAUAGAGUUUAUAUCUUUUUUAUUCACUGCACUGACUUUUACAUUCUGUACUAUAUACCAGAGAUGUUUAAAGUGGGAGGUGGGCCUCCCCCGGGGGGCUCCAGUUUCAAGGGAGGCUCACUGAAUGGAAGUGAAAAAAAAAUUACACUAGUUAUUACAUUAGUUAUCAAAAGGAGAUCACAUAAAAUAGCCUAAAUGUGUGUGAUUUGGUUAAAGAGAUAGUUCAGAGAUACAGUAGUUUUGGGGAAUGUUAUUGUCUUUCCCACUUUUGUAGUCAGAAACAAAUAAAUGCCUUCAGACCAUUUUUAUGUAUUUUGUAUAGUCUGAAGUAUGUCAAACAGCAAUAUCAGGCUAUCUUGGCUCAAUUGUUGAGUGUCUAUGGGAUCAAAUAACAUAAUCAUGAUCCCAUAGGUAUCCAGGAAUUGAGUGAAACUAAGCAAGUAAACUGAGUGGGUGCCUUUUUCCCAUUUUCCCACUUUUUUUUGUCUGAGGGGAGGCCCACAGUUGAAAACCCCUGUUAUAUAUUACUUAUUCAGCUGAAAUGUGUUAUUGCUCUUUUCAAAAUAUUUGCUUUUUGAGUGAAAGAAACUGAAUAAAAGAAAAAGUUAUCAAGUGAAAUCAAAUGUUUUGCUAAUGCUUUGUUAUGCUGUUUUCAAGAAAAAAUGUGAUGUUUUACAGAAUUUUUAUUUUGUUUUUAUUAUUGUAUUUAUAUAUAUGUAUAUUAGUUUGCCAUCACUUUUAUGUAGUCAUAAUAUUUUCUGUAACAUUGUGAAAUUUUAACUUUUUUGGGGGGAGGCUUCAAAUAAGCCCACUGGGUUUUCUGCCUCUCCCUGCACUGUA